AUGCUGGCUAGAAUAAAAUCAUGGACCACUAGAUACUUAUCAUAUGCUGGAAGAAUCCAACUUGUGAAAUCCGUGUUGUACUCUAUUCAAGUAUACUGGUCACAAGUGUUUGUGCUGCCAAAAAAAGUUGUUCAGAUGAUAGAAGCCACUUGCAGAAGUUUUUUAUGGACUGGAGGUAGUGAUCUUAGCAAGAAAGCACUGAUUGCUUGGGAUAGAGUAUGCCUUCCUAAAGCAGCAGGGGGUCUAAAUAUUUUAGACAUCUAUACAUGGAACUGGGCUGCGAUUGGUAAACUACUAUGGAACAUAUGCAGGAAGAAAGAUUGCCUAUGGGUAAAGUGGAUCCACGCUUACUAUAUCAAGACAGGGGAAGUAUGGGAGACUAAGACUACCAAAGCCUCAUGGGUGGUACAGAAGAUUAUUAAAGCUAAAAGCAUGUUUGAAAAAAUAGGUCUCCACGAAACAGAUGUAGUUGCUAUGACCAAAUACUCAAUAAAGGAUAUGUAUAGAGCCUACCGUGGGGAAUUUCAGAAACAAGAAAAUGAAGAUAUUGAUCAUUUACUAUUUGAGUGCAUGUAUGCUAAACAUGUGUGGUCAAAGCUCCUAGCUUGGCAAAGCAUAAAAAGAGAAGUGUGGAACUGGAAGCAUGAAGUACAAUGGGCUAUAGAAAAUGCUACUGGGAAGACUGCUCAACAGGAGGUAUACAAAAUGUUAUUAGCUGGUGGAGUGUAUCACUUAUGGCAGGAAAGGAAUGCAAGAAUUUUCAAGGAAAGCAGCAGAUCUGCAGAUCAAGUAGUCAAGCAACUGAUAAGAGAGAUUCAUGUUAGAGCUCGCAGAGAUAGUAGAUUGGAUAGAUAUAUGAAAGAUUUGAAUUUUUAUCCUUAG
Nicotiana attenuata is the source of this 882-nucleotide messenger RNA. RefSeq lists its product as uncharacterized. The coding region runs from base 1 to 882 and encodes 293 amino acids. The transcript has 2 exons. The record is from RefSeq and is a predicted model, not a curated record. Lineage: Eukaryota; Viridiplantae; Streptophyta; Magnoliopsida; Solanales; Solanaceae.